AUGUUCGGAGAACUAAACGUUCCGCUUGAUCCUAAGCAGCCAUUCACAGACUACACGCGCUGGAGACUUCGUUGCUCUGAAGGCGGCCGACAAAUCUGGCACUAUCUUCAGGACUCUGAGCUGUCGAAUUGGCCUCAAACUGUUGGCGACAAAUACUGGUUAGGCCUUCCAACCGAACUUCCUGAGCUCCCACCUGCGACCGAUGCAAGGUCAGCAGCCCGUAGAGGAUUUGAAUUCUACAAACAUCUUCAGGAUGCAGAUGGCCAUUGGCCAGGUGAAUAUGGUGGCCCCAUGUUUUUGCUACCUGGUCUAGUCAUCGGGACAUAUGUUGCUGGGAUGGGUUUUGAAGAGGCCGAACGCCUAGAAAUGAUUCGUUAUCUUAUGAACCGUGCUUCUCCAGUGGAUGGUGGAUGGGGUCUACACAUUGAAGGCCACUCGACCGUUUUUGGGACGGCACUAAAUUACGUUGCGGCACGCCUUUUAGGCUGUAGUGCUGACCAUCCUGUUUUGGUGCGUGCACGAGAGACACUGCAUAAAUUUGGUGGAGCGAUCGGAGCCCCUCAUUGGGGUAAAACUUGGUUAUCUAUCUUGAACGUUUAUGAAUGGGAAGGGCUAAAUCCUAUCCCUCCUGAACUUUGGCUCCUGCCGGAGUGGCUACCUGUCCAUCCCCAUCGCUGGUGGAUACACACUCGUAAUGUCUAUAUCCCUAUGAGUUACCUGUACGCUAUCCGGUUCAAGGCGCCCGAGGAUGACCUGAUUCUAUCACUUCGAGAAGAGCUAUACGUGGAACCAUAUGAUCAAAUUGACUGGGUUAAUCAACGAAACAACAUUAACCCAGUCGAUAUAUACUCACCUCAUACCCGCCUUCUGGAUAUGCUCAACGUUGUAUUAGGGUCUUACGAAUCGUGUGCUAUUCCUCCUAUCCGACGCAAAGCCUUGGACUAUUGCUACAACCUGAUUGUGAUGGAGGAUGAAAAUACCGCUCAUUCCACUCUUGCGCCAGUGAACAAAAUGCUAAACUUGGUUGUCCGGGCCCACGUUGAAGGACCCGAUUCUCUAACUUACAAGCUCCACGAGGGAACUCGAAGAGACUUCAUGUGGUUAGGGGCUGAGGGAAUGAUGAUGAACGGUACCAAUGGUUCGCAACUCUGGGAUUUGAGCUUUAUCUCUCAAGCCCUUGUUGAAUCUGGAUUUGGGGAGGAAGAAGCCGUCCGUCCUCAUCUCAUCAAAGCUCUGGAGUGGCUCGAUGAAUGUCAAAUUCGGGACAACCCGAAGUUCUACAAAGAGGCGUAUCGACAUACUUCCAAGGGUGCAUGGCCAUUUAGCAACAGAAUGCAAAGCUAUACAGUCAGUGAUUGCACCGCUGAAGGACUCAAAGCGGUCUUGUAUUUACAGGAACAGAUGUCAUACACGCCAAAAUUACUCUCCAAACGGCGACUUUGUGAUGCCGUCGACUGUAUGCUAACCAUGCAAAAUCCCGACGGCGGUUUUGCUUCGUAUGAACUUGUUCGAGGCCCUAAAUGGCUAGAAUUCAUCAAUCCAGCAGAAGUUUUUGGUGACAUUAUGAUUGAGUUCACGUAUCCGGAGUGCACCACUUCUGUAAUUACUGGGCUUGCGCAUUUCAAGCGCGUGUUCCCAGAUUAUCGUCGGGAUGAAAUCGAGACCGUAACCCGCAAGGCCAUCAAGUACUUGCAUAAUGCGCAAAAACCCGAGGGUGGAUGGUUCGGCUCGUGGGGAAUUUGCUUUACAUACGCCACUAUGUUUGCUCUUGAAAGCCUGUCACUCGUCAACGAGACGUAUGGCAACAGUAGCCAUGCUAAGCGUGCUUGCGAAUUUCUCCUGUCCAAGCAAAAAUCGGACGGAGGCUGGGGAGAAAGUUACCAAUCAUGUGUCCAAGGCGUCUACGUGCAACACGAAAUGUCACAGGUUGUUCAGACGUCGUGGGCAACCUUGGCUUUGAUGUAUGCCAAAUACCCCCAUCGAGAGCCCAUAGAAAGAGCGGUCAAGUUGGUUAUGAGCCGCCAACUCCCAGACGGAUCCUGGGCUCAGGAAGCAAUCGAAGGGAUUUUCAACAAAAACUGUGCUAUAUCCUAUCCUAACUUUAAGUUCUCGUUUACUAUAUGGAUGCUCGGCAAAGCCCACGAGUACUUGGAAAACCUUUCGCAUGCAUAA
Rhizoctonia solani is the source of this 2172-nucleotide messenger RNA. Its product is annotated as terpene synthase. Gene Ontology annotation, molecular function: lanosterol synthase activity. Gene Ontology annotation, cellular component: lipid droplet. Bases 1 to 2172 code for a protein of 723 amino acids. Gene Ontology annotation, biological process: ergosterol biosynthetic process; triterpenoid biosynthetic process. The transcript has 10 exons. The record is from RefSeq and is a predicted model, not a curated record. NCBI's taxonomy places the organism in Eukaryota, Fungi, Basidiomycota, Agaricomycetes, Cantharellales, Ceratobasidiaceae.